Molecule: messenger RNA, 1110 nt
Organism: Mustela erminea (ermine)
Lineage: Eukaryota; Metazoa; Chordata; Mammalia; Carnivora; Mustelidae
Product: peptidyl-prolyl cis-trans isomerase FKBP4-like
Exons: 1
Coding region: 1-831 (276 amino acids)
Molecular function (GO): protein binding; peptidyl-prolyl cis-trans isomerase activity
Source: RefSeq, a predicted model, not a curated record
AUGUGUGAUGUGGAGCACUGUUGUGUUGGCGAGGGGGAGAGCCUGGACCUGCCUUGUGGGCUGGAGAAAGCCAUUCAGCGCAUGGAAAAAGGAGAACAUUCCGUUGUGUACCUCAAGCCCAGCUAUGCUUUUGGCAAUGUGGGGAAGGAAAAGUUCCAGAUCCCGCCGAAUGCUGAGCUGAAAUACGAAGUACACCUCAAGAGUUUCGAGAAGGCCAAGGAGUCUUGGGAGAUGAACUCCGAGGAGAAGCUGGAGCAGAGCACCAUAGUGAAAGAGCGGGGCACCGUGUACUUCAAGGAAGGCAAGUACAAGCAAGCUUUACUGCAGUACAAGAAGAUUGUCUCCUGGCUGGAAUACGAGUCCAGUUUCUCUAACGAGGACGCCCAGAAGGCCCAGGCCCUUCGGCUGGCCUCCCACCUCAACCUGGCCAUGUGUCACCUGAAACUACAGGCCUUCUCCGUGGCCAUUGAGAGCUGUAACAAGGCCCUGGAACUGGACAGCAACAACGAGAAGGGCCUUUUCCGCCGCGGAGAGGCCCACCUGGCGGUGAAUGACUUUGACUUGGCACGGGCUGACUUCCAGAAGGUCCUGCAGCUCUACCCCAGCAACAAAGCCGCCAAGGCCCAGCGGGCCAUCUGCCAGCAGCAGAUCCGCAAGCAGCUUGCGCGGGAGAAGAAGCUCUAUGCCAACAUGUUUGAGAGGCUGGCCGAGGAGGAGAGCAAGGCCAAGGCAGCAGAAGCCGCAGGAGACCAUCCUGCUGACGCAGAGAUGAAGGAGGAGCAGAAGAACGAAGUGGCGGGGAGCCAGCCUCAGGUGGAGACAGAAGCAUAGCCUCUGCCCAGCCCUCCUCCCGCGGCUGCCUGCCUCCCUUGCUCCCUCCCCUCCUCCACCCUGUUAGUUUUGUAAAAACUGAAGAAUUUUGAGUGAAUUAGACCUUUAUUUUUCUACCUGGUUAGAUGGUGGCUUUGGGGGAAGGGGGAAAGGAGUAGGCUGGGGGAUCGUUUUAGGUGGUGUCACCCCCUCGUCCCUUCCCCCAUCCUCCAUUACAUGUGAACAAAUGUCCAUCCACACGCACACUCAUCAGAACGUUAAUUUAUUUUGCUGCUUCUG